This is a messenger RNA of Poeciliopsis prolifica (blackstripe livebearer), 2733 nucleotides long. Its product is annotated as E3 ubiquitin/ISG15 ligase TRIM25-like. NCBI's taxonomy places the organism in Eukaryota, Metazoa, Chordata, Actinopteri, Cyprinodontiformes, Poeciliidae. Bases 90 to 1292 code for a protein of 400 amino acids. The transcript is spliced from 2 exons. Gene Ontology annotation, molecular function: zinc ion binding. The record is from RefSeq and is a predicted model, not a curated record.
CUAAAAGUGGCCAACCUUCUUGCCUCUGGUAAACAGCAGUCAGUUUGUACUCAGAGACAGAGGAUCUCAGCUUCACCUCACGAGAAGAUAUGGCCACUUCCAGUGACUUCCUGUCUGAGGACCAGUUCCAGUGCUCCAUCUGUCUGGACCUUUUCACUGAUCCUGUUUCUACUCCAUGUGGACACACCUUCUGCAAGGUCUGUCUGGCCAGGCACUGGGCAGGCAAGCAGGAAUGCCAGUGUCCUCUGUGCAACAACAAGUUUGACAAGGACCUCAAACUGUCUGUCAACACCACAUUCAGGGAGGUAGUGGACAACUUCAAGAAACAUCAUCCAACAGCUGAUGCUAUUUCCUUGUUAAAACCCUGGGAGGUGCCAUGUGAUGUUUGCGCAGCAAACAAACUCAGAGCCUCAAAAACUUGCCUGGUGUGCUUAGCCUCUUUUUGUGAAACACAUUUAGAGCCUCACCUGAGAGUGGCUGCCCUACAAAGACACAAACUCUCAAAUCCUGUUCCCAACCUGGAGGAGAAAAUAUGCAGGGAACACAACCGGAUUGUGGAGUUCUUCUGCUUGAAUGAUCACGUUCGUCUUUGUGCCUUGUGCACAGAACAUAGCGAUCAUGACACAGUCAGUUUGAAUGAAGCAUAUAUAGACCAAAGAUCUCACAUCUGGAGGAGGAAAGAGAAUAUCGGACAAACAAAACACAAAAGGAAUGGAAAGGCACAAAGUAAAAAGAAAGGCAGAAGUAGGCGAGCAGAGAACGUGAAGCAUAAUCAAAAGACAGAUGGUGAUUGUUUACCAUACCACAGAAAUAUCCCGAGCCACAUUAAUCCAUUUAACUCUCAAAAUAAAGAUUUCUCCAUGCUAACAGAGAUGCAUGGGUUUGAAGUCAGUGCAAUGGUUGGGUUGGAUCUAGCAGCAAUGAGAGAGUCAGAUUUUGUAAGGAUGCAGGUUUUACCAAACUGGGAUCAUCAUUGCAUAUUGAGAUUUAAAGUUCAGCGGAACACUCAAAGACUAUUGUUAUUGAUAGAUUAUAGCAAUGGACUGCUGCUCUUAUAUGAUCCAGACAAUAAAAUCUCGCUUCAUCGAUUUAUCGGCAGUGAAAUCCAUGAAAACAUUGUCCCAUUCUUUAUCCACAGUCAGCCCGGCUUUGUAACAUCAUUGCAAAGUUUGAGAAGAAGAGUUGAAAGCGUUUCAGAUCGUUUAGAUAUUUCACACUUGUGUCUUCAGUUUUUUGUUAUAACACUGAUAUCUUUUUGUAUUUUACAUUCCCUUCUAAUAGGGGGAGAUUGAAACAUAUAUGAAUUAACUGGGCCACUUGGCAUGUCCUCUGCCAUCAAGUUAUUUACUUAAGCAACCAAUAAGAAACAAACCAUAUGUUAGAUUUACAUUGUUAACUUGGUUACUUUUUUUUAUCUCCUGUUCUGUUUAAAUUUCAUAUUUUUGUACUUUUGAGAGCUGAUGUUUGAUAUUGAUUGUAUAAUCAAUCAACUUUUUAUAGAAUUUGCUAUGUAAAACAAACAUAUACACAAAUACAGUCAUAUUCAAUAAAUUCUAACAUGUCCUGUCAUUGGACUUGUUUUGUGAGAUUACAUUUUGAAGAACAAUAACCAUUUUUAUAAGCCUACAUUGCCGCAUUAAACAUGUUUCUACUGGGUCUGAUGUCAUAUUCUGAUCUUCAACAUUGUGUUGUCAUUAACUGCAGGAGAAAACAUUCAGAUAAUGUCAUUAUCUGUCACAUUUGUGUCAAAAUGUGACACAAAUAACAUCGAUUUCCUUAUGGACACACUGUACCCAUCUUCUGAUAGAUGGGAGAUGAUCACAAGGCUCAUCAUCUCAUAAAUCACGUUAUUUAAGAUGGUGGUAAGUUCACUGUGCUCCAGUAACCAGUCACCAGCUCUCAACCCAGCAGAGAACCUUUGGGAUGUGGGAGAACAUGACAACAUGGACCAAGGACUAUUUCCAAUAUCUUAUUGAUUCUCUGCUGUGAAGAAUUAAGUUAAUUAACAAAUUAAUGGCUGGAGUAAUGACUUUGUGUUGGAGAAAUCCAGCAUGAAACAACCAGCAGUAUAAAAAAAACAAAGAGAAUACUGACCAUCCUGGUCAAAGGUGCAGUAUGUAAGUUCAUAAAAAUAUAUAUUUCUUAUAUAUUAUUAAAAAUGUCACAAUGACAGAAUAUUAAGAGACAGAUCAUCUGUGAAAAAAUCAAUCUUCUCCACCUCCUCUCCGACCUACUAUUGUCAUUUGAAGAAAUCCACAGCUCUCGACCAAAACAGUCAGUCAGAGCCAGGAGGGUCUUAACAUUGCUGACCAACCUCAUAUACUCACUGCCAAAUGUGCUGAUGGUGGAGGAACAACUUACAUUACAGGAAAACCAUUUCUUUGCCUUCAUCAGUGGCCAUGCUAACUAGCGUGGGUGUUCGUGACAGGCUUUUAAAGCUGCAGCGUCGCAGAAAGCAAAGGGGGAAAGAUCAGAGGGAUAAUCAGAGAGAGCUGACUGACAGCGAUAAGACCUUUCUUCUUACUCUGAUUGGUCGUUUCUAGACAGAACUGGAAGCACUUGGAAAAUGUAGAGGACCUGAAUUUUUUCAGAUUAUCUGUCUCAUACCAUACUGUGACAACAUAGGGACAGUUUCAACAAAUAUGCAAAAAAGUAAUUUUUAUAAAAGUUACAUACUGCAGCUUUACAAAUUACAUUUCUCCACAUGUAAGACCGUCCAGCAAUUAUUUUCUA